Molecule: messenger RNA, 2374 nt
Organism: Schizosaccharomyces cryophilus OY26
Lineage: Eukaryota; Fungi; Ascomycota; Schizosaccharomycetes; Schizosaccharomycetales; Schizosaccharomycetaceae
Product: phospholipase B Plb1
Exons: 1
Coding region: 72-1898 (608 amino acids)
Biological process (GO): glycerophospholipid catabolic process
Cellular component (GO): intracellular membrane-bounded organelle; cytosol
Molecular function (GO): A2-type glycerophospholipase activity
Source: RefSeq, a predicted model, not a curated record
CUUACAAAUUUCUUCUGAAACUUAAAAACAGGAAGGUUGCCAACCAGUCAAAAAUCUUCCAUAGAUCCACAAUGUUGCUUCGUGGAUUGAGUCUUUGGACCUUAUUUUUGGCUUCGUGCCUUAAUACAUUUGCGUUUCCCGCAAACGAAGAGCCCUCUGUUGCUUUUGCACAAAAGCGGAAGAGUAGCGGCAGCAAGGAACCCAGUUACGCUCCUUUCUAUGCUGAUUGCCCUUCCCAAAACAUCAUUGAGUCUCUUUCCAAUGGUAGCAUUCCUCAAGCUGAGUCUCAGUAUAUGAGCACCCGUUCAUCCAUCACCAACACUGCCUUGAAGGAUUUCCUUAAGAAUGCCCAACUACCUAAUAUGGCUGCCGAUAACCUUUCCGGGCAAAAUGGACCUUCUAUUGGUAUUGCUUUGUCCGGAGGUGGUUUCCGUGCCAUGCUUUUGGAUGGUGGUGCUGUCGCUGCUAUGGACGCUCGCCAUAACAAUCAUACUGUUUUCUCUGGUCUUCUUCAAGCCUCUGAUUACAUCGUUGGCACCGACGGUGGUGCCUGGACUCUUGGUUCUAUGGCUGUUAACAACUUCUCUGCUGUCGAUGAUCUCCAAAAUAGUGUCUGGCAAUUGGCUAAACCCGUCAUGUACCCUAAGAGUGCUAUUGUCUUCAAUGCCAACUUUUACAAGUCCCUAAUGAACCAAGUUAAGGCCAAGCAAGAUGCCGGCUUCAACGUCUCGCUCUCUGACUACUGGGGUCGUGUUUUGGGUCGUCCUUUUGGUGACACUACUUAUGGUUUCGCCAAUGUCUCCUUCUCUAGCAUUGCUGACCAAGAUUGGUAUAGAAAUGGAGACUUCCCCUAUCCCAUCAUCACUUUUGCUACCAACCAGGACUAUUCUAAUCAAAUUGAUAACCUCAAUACGAUUAUGUUGGAAGCUUCUCCUGACGUCUUUGGUACUUUUGAUGCUGGUAUUGAUGCAUUUAUCCCUACUGAGUACUUGGGUACAACCUUGGAUAAUGGCUCUAGUGCUAAUGGUUCUUGUGUCGUGAACUACGACAAUUUCGGUUUCAUGAUGGCCCUUACUUCCACCUAUUUCAACACUCAAAUGCGCAACUUUAACGACUCCAGUACCAAGAAUGGUCGUAUUAUUCAAGAAUUCUUGAAGAAUAACUUUUCCGAGCAUGGUGAACAAGUUGCACCCAUUCCCAACCCCUUCCGUGGUGUUUCUAGUGCUCGUACCAGCCUUGCCAACAACUUGGGUGAUGAUGAUAACUUGAACAUUGUGGAUACUUCCUUAACCGGAGAAAACCUUCCCUUGUGGCCUUUGUUGCAAAAGGGUCGUGAUGUCGACGUCAUCUUUGCUGUUGACAACAGCGCUGACUCUGAAUACGUUUGGCCCAACGGUAACUCUCUAGUUAAGACUUAUGAGCGUGUUUUGGAUGCUGAAAAGAAGGGCAACGCCAACGUUAAGGGUUUCCCUUAUGUUCCCAGCACUCAAUCUUUUGUAAGCCUUCAUUACAAUGACCGCCCCGUCUUCUUUGGCUGUAACGGUCGUAACACUACUGCUGGUGACCGUCCUGUCACUCGUGAUACUCCUCCUCUGAUUAUCUACCUUCCUAAUGUUCCUUGGAAUUACUAUACAAAUAUUUCCACUGACCGUACUUACUAUACCGAGGACCAACAAAACAACCUUGUUUUGAAUGGUUUGAUUUCUUCUACCAUGGACAAUGAAACCUACUUUGGUCAGUGUGUUGCUUGUGCUGUUGUCAAGCGUACCUUGGAACGUCAAAACAUUACUGCUAGCCCUGCAUGCGAGCAAUGUUAUAAUGACUACUGCUGGAGUGGUAUCUAUGAUGACACCUCUGCCAACGAUGAUCUCGUCUAUGACCCUACUCCUCGUUUGUAAGCGCACUUGGUGAGAUUUUUGGGAUAGGAUUUAUCUAUAUAAUUAUAGGUAAAACACAAAGUAUGUGUUUCAAAGCACUCUGUAUCUAUUACUUUUUAAAAAUGGAUGCAUUAUUUGUAACGGCAAGUAAUGUUUGUCGUUACUAGGAAGCUUAUGGUUCAAUGUUCGAAAUUGUGAAUCGCUCAUUUGAUCGGAGAAGCAUUCUCUUUUAUUUAAAAUUUUAAUAGUUAUCUCAUAUGAGGACGAAGGUAUGGCGAGAGCUUUUGUCAAUUUGCAGACUUUCAUUUUUUUUAGUUGUUUUUACUCGUCUUCCGUUGAUAAAAGUUGAUUGUCUUCUAAGGGCUCAAUUUCUGUAUGGAAGUUCGUGACAAGUUUAUGUUUAUAGAUAGGUUAAAACUCGUUUGUUUUUUUUUUUUAAAUAUAAAAGAAUAAAAUGAAGCAAAUGUAAUGUAUAUAUGUAAUUUGAAUGGAAAGAA